GGAGAGGGAGAUGUGAUUGAAUUGUUUGCUUUUCAGCAGACAUGGGCUUCACACCCAUUCCAAGAAAAGAGGCUUUUUGUAGUUGCAGCGAUACCCCGCGCUAUUGGGCAUAUGCGGCUCAUGGCACGGCCAGGCCAAUCUGCUCGCCUAUAGUUGCGGCACGCCAUCACAAGUUGUGUCCUUAUCAGGUAUGGUAUGGUUCCUUUGGUACGCGAAGAGGGCCGCGGAAAACAAAGAGACGGGGUCGGCUAAACUAGAACUAGCUCUUGGCAAGCUAGCUACGUAAGUAACCUGGAUGUUGGGACGCUGCCUGCAGGUCUCUCCCAUGCACGACUCUGACGACCCAACUGAAGCCCCAGAAUGUGACGCUACGGCCUUUUUUCUCUCAUCACAUAUCCAAUUAACCCCGGGGAACUGGGGCCCUCGCUACUCACGUCCAUGCCGGUUGCCCCAGUCAUAGUAGCCUGUAUAUCAGUUCGCAUUGACCUCGAUCCCGACAAGCACAUCAUGCACGAUUCUUCAUCCUGCUAGAUCACCGACGGUGAAGCACUGCUGCCGAAUACAAGAGCCCCCCUGAAGUUCACGUCAUUUGUCAAAAAGGCAGGGCUCUGCUGGACCCCUUCGUCCUCUUGUGGUCGGCAUACUUCUCAGCCACUAAACGGCAGUGCGCUGUAGCACUACCGCAACAUUCGUCGCACCUUUUCUCGCUUGGUCUGCGCACAAGACGCACCGGCAUCUACUUGCGAAAAUUCGGAAAGCAAUACAGGAAAAUUUACAGUCUGAAAGAGUAGACUACUCUACAAUCACGAUCAUGCUGAGACUAAAGACGGGAGUUGCCUUGGCCCUUGCGGCUUUGCCCGUCGCCUCAGCCGUGUACUCGACGCCCAAUUCUCAGUGCGCUAGCCAGUGUGGCAAUGUACUUGACGCCACGCCAUACGAUGACAUUGCCUGCUUAGACAGCGAAUUCAACGGCAAUACGGGACAGAUUUUUGAAUCGUGUGUAAAGUGCCAGAUGAAUAGCACUUUUGCCAACGGCAACCAAACCGAUGCUAAAGCAAGCCUUUACAAUCUGCGCUACACACUUUCAACAUGUCUCUGGAGCGUCCCAACAGUCGAUCACCGCCUGGGAAGCAACCCAUGUACAACAAGCAAGGCUUGUGGUGUCUUCCAGGCUGCCAUGACAUAUAACAAUGCCUCCGUCAAGACGCAUGGAUAUGAAUACUGCGACUUGUGGCCGACGACUGACGGCCCCGACUUUGCUGGGUGUGUCGACUGCCUCCAGGUUGUACCUGAGACACGCUACUUGUCAAACUUUGUCACUAUGCUACAAGCUGGCUGUGAGCAACGGCCAGCGCCCGGUGUUCAGGUGGCUGUCAGUGGUGAUAUCUUUUCGGAAACCAGAGCCAACGUCAGUACUCCGCACCCACGCAUUACUAUUGACCCGUCUUGGUACGACCAAGGACCCCUUUCACUCCCCGGUAAAGUUGGUAUUGGCAUUGGUGGAUUUGUCUUCCUACUCGUGGUGGCCGGCUUUCUCAUCGUCUGCAUCGGUAAGCGACGACGACGAGCUUAUCUACGCCAGCUGGAAGCCAAGUAUGCUGCUCGAGGCUGGCCCUCGCCUGGUGGCCAAGGUGAUGCCUUUGGAACCCCUAUUAGCCAGAGACCUUUGAACGGCUGGCAAGAUUCACCCAUGGCUGAGACUCCCAACAGACAGUUUCCUCGUUAUUUCUCGCCGUACAGCUCCCAGCUCAACAGCCCUGCCACUCCGGGGCAACACUUUGACAUGGCGUGGCCAGAGUCUGCACUUCCCAAGGGACAUUCCUUCUCUCCCAUCUCUCCUCAAGAACAGGCUGUUGGCCUUUGGCAAACUCCUGCAUCGCCAGAGGAUAAGGGCAAAAGUGUGGCAGAAUCCUACGAGAUGAACUAUGUUGAGCCCGCCUCUCGAGAAGCACCAGUCCUUGGACACCCAGGCUUCGGCCGCAACUCUACAACACCUCCAUUGACUUCUAAUGGGACUCCUCAGGGACAUCACAUGGAGGUACACGCCAUUUAAAAUUAUUUUCCUCUUUUUUUGCAGCUUGAUGCUGUUUUGUACUAUGCGAUGACACGGCGUUUUAUCAUACCAACGGAUUGAGACGGCCUCUUGAUUUUACUAAAAGAUAGCCUCGACGGCAUGUGUGUAUAUGAAAAAUUAAUUUAUUAUUUCCCAACAAUUUAUACCCUCUAUUAUAAAAC
[Torrubiella] hemipterigena is the source of this 2235-nucleotide messenger RNA. The record is from the annotation of a GenBank genome assembly. Lineage: Eukaryota; Fungi; Ascomycota; Sordariomycetes; Hypocreales; Clavicipitaceae.